AUGGAGCCAUCGAAGGUGGAAAAGUUCAGCACCACCGACAGGGGAAACGGGCUGCGCGCGUUGGCACCACUGCGGCCGGGAGAACUGCUUUUCCGCUCAGAUCCUUUGGCGUACACGGUGAGCAAGGGGAGUCGUGGUGUCGUCUGCGACUGCUGCCUUCUCGGGAAGGAAAAGCUGAUGCGAUGCUCUCAAUGCCGAAUCGCCAAAUACUGUAGUGCUAAGUGUCAGAAAAAAGCUUGGCAGGACCACAAGCGAGAAUGCAAAUGCCUUAAAAGCUGCAAACCCAGAUACCCUCCUGACUCUGUCCGACUACUUGGCAGAGUUGUUUUCAAACUUAUGCAAGAAACACCCUCUGAAUCGGAAAAACUUUACUCAUUUUAUGAUCUGGAGUCAAAUAUUAACAAACUGACUGAAGAUAAGAAAGAGGGCCUCAGGCAACUUGCAUUGACAUUUCAACAUUUCAUGAGAGAAGAAAUACAGGAUGCUUCUCAGCUGCCACCUUCCUUUGACAUUUUUGAAGCCUUUGCAAAAGUGAUCUGCAACUCUUUCACCAUCUGUAAUGCAGAGAUGCAGGAAGUUGGUGUUGGACUAUAUCCUAGUAUGUCUUUGCUCAAUCACAGCUGUGACCCCAACUGUUCGAUUGUGUUUAACGGGCCCCACCUUUUGCUGCGUGCAGUCCGAGACGUUGAAGCGGGAGAGGAGCUCACCAUCUGCUACUUGGAUAUGCUGAUGACCAGCGAGGAGCGCAGGAAGCAGCUGAGGGACCAGUAUUGCUUUGACUGUGACUGUUUCCGAUGUCAAACCCAGGACAAGGAUGCUGAUAUGCUGACUGGUGAUGAACAGGUAUGGAAGGAAGUCCAAGAAUCCCUGAAAAAAAUUGAAGAACUGAAGGCACACUGGAAGUGGGAACAGGUUCUGGCCAUGUGCCAGUCGAUCAUAAGCAGUAACGCUGAGCGGCUUCCUGAUAUCAACAUCUACCAGCUGAAGGUGCUCGACUGCGCCAUGGAUGCCUGCAUCAACCUCGGGCUGCUGGAGGAGGCACUGUUCUAUGGCAUCCGGACCAUGGAGCCUUACAGGAUUUUUUACCCAGGAAACCAUCCCGUCAGAGGUGUACAGAUAAUGAAAGUUGGCAAACUGCAGUUACACCAAGGCAUGUUUCCCCAAGCGAUGAAGAAUCUGAGGCUGGCUUUUGAUAUUAUGAGAGUAACACAUGGCAGAGAGCACAGCCUUAUUGAAGAUUUGAUUCUACUCUUAGAAGAAUGCGAUGCCAACAUCAGAGCACCCUAA
Molecule: messenger RNA, 1287 nt
Organism: Rangifer tarandus platyrhynchus (Svalbard reindeer)
Lineage: Eukaryota; Metazoa; Chordata; Mammalia; Artiodactyla; Cervidae
Source: the annotation of a GenBank genome assembly